This is a messenger RNA of Symbiodinium sp. CCMP2592, 465 nucleotides long. NCBI's taxonomy places the organism in Eukaryota, Dinophyceae, Suessiales, Symbiodiniaceae. The record is from the annotation of a GenBank genome assembly.
AUGACGCCUGAAGAAGCCGACGAAUACCAAUUGAGACGCGGAGGUUUCAAGAAGGAGCAGCCGAAGGAGGAGGAUGAGGCGCCGCAGGAGUUUGUGUAUCAGCCCGUUGAGGGUGCAAACACGAUCUACACGGUCUUGAAGGAAGGCACGGGCUACGGCUACGUCGAGCCGGGAGACGAGGUGACCGUCCAUGCGACCGGCCUAGUACGGGACACCAAGACCAAGUUCUGGAGUACCAAGGACCCAGGGCAGGAGCCUUUCACCUACACAGCCGGCGGAGGCGUCAUCAAAGGAUGGGACUACGGAGCACGAGGCAUGCGGCGGGGCGAGAUCAGGGGCCUUCGCAUCCCAGCAGGUGAAGGCUAUGGCCCCCGGGGCUUUCCAUCCUGGGGAAUCCCUCCCGACGCUGAUUUGCUCUUUGAGAUCGAGGUCCUUGACAUCAAGCGGAACGGGCUGCCCGUCUGA